CCCAUCCUUUGUCCAAUUUUAUAUAAUCACGUUACAUUAUUAUUUUCACGUUACUUUUUUAUUACGCAAUAAAUCCAUAAAAAAAGAAGCAUUGACAUUAUCGAAUGUGUUAAAUUUGGCGCCUUACAUUCGACCAAUCAAGAUUAUUUGCGACUGCGCAUGAGUCAGAAUUUCCCUCCAUCUGACAUCGACAAUAUGGCUGUACAUAAUUGACAUAACGUAGAGGUUAAUCCAAGAAAAAGAAGUCAUUGAAUUUUUAUACUCGACCCAUCUUGAGCGUUUACCACUUGAUUUUACCGAGUGCUCGAAUAUUUCGCGGAAUGUCUGAAAUAAUAUCCGCAAGGAUAAAAUAAAAAGAACAUUUGACAAGGGUCACGAUUAUGAAGUAACCACCUGAUCGUUUACCAUAUACAAAUGUCAUUAUUUUCGAGAAAUUAUAUUUUAUUUUUCUACGUAAAAAAUGUCUAGUGAGUUUAUUAAUCUAGUGAAUUAUAAUUAAAUAUGUUACCCUCUUAGAAAGGUACUCCUAUUAUAUAUCGUAUGUUUAACACGGAGAAAUGGCGCAAAUACAAACUCCAAGCGCUGAUGGCCUUCCAAAACAUUUUGUUAGCGCAAUGCGUACGCUUUUUGAUAUAAUGGACGACCAGAACACUGGGUUCGUCAAAUUUUCCGACAUAGAAGGUCGAUGGCAGGACGAUGGUACUCAGGGCCUUCCUAAAGGAGUUUUAGAUAGUCUCAAAAAAGUCACACCGCCCAAUGGUUUUUUGUCCUUUGAAAGAUUUUGCGCGGGCUUGAAAAUCUGUUUGCUACAAAUUCAAGCCGAAAGUGAUUUCAAAAAGCACGAUGGACAACCGAACAGACCACCGUCUGCUCCAAUUCUAAUAACGGAUAAUCAAAACAAAGGACAUUGGACGUCUCCCAACACUGCCACCAUAAGACCAAAUAAUGCUAUAUCUCAGCAACGUACUUUAAGUAUGCCACAAUUACUUGCCAAUCGUAAAGAUAUAAAUACUCAAUUGGAACUUAUAGAUGGAAGAAAUGGAGUAGAGGCUAAGCAUAGUAAAGCGUAUGGUCCUCCAAAACCACCACGAACGGGUGCUGCAUUAGAAGGUAGAGCACUUAGCGCGGACAGGAAUAUUGAUAAAUCAGAAAUUCGAACGGUGCUUCAGAAUUGGCAAAUGGGUUUGAUGAUGAACGAUGAUAAAUGUCUGGACAAACGGCAAUUGCCUAUGUCGAAUUAUCGAGCCGAUACUAGGACCACGUUUUUAAGACCAACGCGGGCUUUAGGAGACGGUAAAGCAGUGGAUCUACAAAACAACCAGUUAGGAUUACAACCCAAAAAACCAUUGAAUCGACGUAGAGAACCAAGACGACAUACGUUGCAGAAUGGUAUUGACUACAAUAUGAUGAAAAGAAUGAAACAAAUAGAACAAGAGAAGGAUGUUCUGUUGCAAGGUUUAGCAGCAGUCGACAAAGCUAGGGAAUGGUAUUUAAAACAAAUUUCAGCCACUCAAGAAAAAAUUAAACACUUGGGACGUAUGGGCUCGCACGUGGAACAGUGGACGGAAGCACAGCAGGAACGUUUGGAGUUACAACGUGCAAGAGUUUUGGAAGUUAAUCGGCAUCUUGCUGCUUUAAUAAGUAGCUGGGAACGUGGUGGAUUACCAUUACACAUGAAUUUAGCCUUCUUGAGUGCGCCAACAUCGGCGCAACUUCAACAAGAUGUAUUAUCAAGACUUAAACAACAAAAUCAUAGAUUAACGGAGGAAGUUAACAAGAAGAGUCAGAGAAUAUCACUGCUCGAACAAGAAAAAGAUAAUUUAGUACGAGAAUUGUAUAAUAGACAAACAGGAAUGGUUCAAUCUCGUAGAGCAACUAUGAUCCACGAACAACACGACCAAACAUUCAUGUAAGAAUAUAAUUGAUCGAUUCUCAAGGCAAAGUGAUAUACUUGAAUAAAUUAUUAUUAAGUUUAAAACCAAAUUGUAGAUGUUGAAUGCAGUAUCAGUGCACUUUAUACCGAAUUCAUACAUUCAUUGCACAACCAAUGUAAAAAAAACAAAAAA
This is a messenger RNA of Vespa mandarinia (Asian giant hornet), 2066 nucleotides long. RefSeq names its product suppressor APC domain-containing protein 2. The record is from RefSeq and is a predicted model, not a curated record. NCBI's taxonomy places the organism in Eukaryota, Metazoa, Arthropoda, Insecta, Hymenoptera, Vespidae.